CUCUUUUUUUAUUACUAUUUAUUCGUCUUCCCCCUCUUGUCUUCCACCUCGACUCAACUCAACUCGCACAAAUAUCUUCUCUCUUCUCACCCACCGCCCGAUUCUUCGAGUCCCCGAUUUGGUUCGGCCUGAAGAAGGGUCUGGGUCUCUCUAGAGAAAAAUCCGAGUAUUAUGGGCGAGGAGGCGCCGGAGGAGUACGAGCUGGGCGGCGGGGAGGACGAGCGGGUGAUGGAGUGGGAGACGGGGCUGCCCGGCGCCGACGAGCUGACCCCGCUGUCGCAGCCGCUGGUGCCGGCGGGGCUGGCGGCGGCGUUCCGCAUCCCGCCGGAGCCCGGGCGCACGCUGCUCGACGUGCACCGCGCGUCGGCGGCGACGGUGUCCCGGUUGCGGCGCGCGUCGUCGUCGUCGUCGAGCUCGUUCCCGGCGUUCGCGUCGAAGGGAGCGGGAACGGGAGCGGACGAGGCGGAGUCAGGGGGAGGCGCGGAUGGGGGGAACGGGAACACCAACAACAGCAGCAGCAAGAGGGCGCGGCUGGUGUGGACGCCGCAGCUGCACAAGAGGUUCGUGGAGGUGGUGGCGCACCUGGGGAUGAAGAACGCGGUGCCCAAGACGAUCAUGCAGCUGAUGAACGUGGAGGGCCUCACCCGGGAGAACGUCGCCAGCCACCUCCAGAAGUAUCGCCUCUACGUGAAGCGGAUGCAGGGCCUCUCCAACGAGGGCCCUUCCCCCUCCGACCACAUCUUCGCCUCCACCCCCGUCCCCCACGCCUCCCUCCACGACCAGGUUCCUUCUCCUUACCACCCCCACCCCCACCACCACUCCUACAACAACGCCGCCUAUGCCGCCACCGUCUCCUCCUACCACCACUACCACCACGCCAACCACUGAUCCAUUCCUUCUCAUCAUCAUUUCAUUUCCACAUCUAUAUACCACAUACUACUCCAUAACGAAGGUGUUUCAUCAAUAAGAGAAGAGAAGAGAAGAGAAUGCUCCCUCAACUGUAAACUCCUAAUUCUAAUUAAGGGCAAAGUGUAUCCAUCCAUCCAUCCACGCUGUUUGUUUGUAGCUGUUGUUAAUUGAGCUGGAUGCAUGACAUGUAUCUCUAUGUACCUACCUGCGUGACAAAGGCAUCAUGCAUAUGUAUGGUUCCCUUGCAAUUUGGGGAAUCCAGAAAUGAUUCAUACUUGUGAUUCUUGCAAUUGUGAUGCUCA
This is a messenger RNA of Oryza sativa Japonica Group (Japanese rice), 1211 nucleotides long. The record is from RefSeq and is a predicted model, not a curated record. NCBI's taxonomy places the organism in Eukaryota, Viridiplantae, Streptophyta, Magnoliopsida, Poales, Poaceae.